CUUGAGAAGAUGGCGAUUAAUAGGGGACUGAAUUUGAUCAAGUCUGAGUUGAAAAAACGUCACAAAUCAUCAAUGUCAAAGGUGGAGAAGCAAUCCGGUCCUAAAAAACCUAUCCAAAGAAAAUCCCUGAACAAAUCUGAAAGAUUUACUAACGGGAAAUCUCAAAUUUCUGAAACGUCAACUCUAUAUCAUAAAUCGAUAGUUUCUGCUAGUGGAACUGUAAUUUCAUCUUCGUCAUUUGAAAAAGAAAUAGAAUGUCCUCUCAAGAAAACUAUUCUUGAUGCAAAAUCUAUGCAUGCCAACUCAAGUUACCAAGCUACAAAGAUCGAAGUCGAUGAGAAAUUGAAGAAAAGGACGCGGGAAAUAUUCGAAAAGACAAGGAGUGAAAAAGAAAAAGAGGAAAGAGAAGAAAGCGAAAAAAGAGCAAACUUACAACGAUUAAUCAGAGAAAGAAAAGCGCAUUUGGCUUUAAUUGAAAAGGUUGAGGCGCAAGUUGUUCAUCCUAAUGAGUACUUUCAAUACUUCUUGGAACUUGAAAAGCAAUGCGGGAAUAAGUCGUGCACAUAUGAAGAAAAAAAUUUCGAUUGGUACAUCAAAUCUUCUUAUUAUUUGGGAAGUUAUUGAUCAAGAAGUUGGGGUUAUUUUUUAAAAUAAAGAGGAAGAAGAUGACAAAGAAAACUCGAAUUAAAAGAAGCUAGCUGAGAGACUUAAUUAAACUUUGUUUGCAUGUAAUUAAAUUUCCGGAUGAUAGAUUGAAAUUAUUUGAAUAUAAUAACUUUAAAUUAAUUAUUACUUCAAAGAAAAAUUUUAAUUCAUAAUAUUUGAAAAUGUUAUUGUAUGUCAUAUAAAGUAAUUAUUAAUUUUAUAGUAAGG
Molecule: messenger RNA, 873 nt
Organism: Cannabis sativa
Lineage: Eukaryota; Viridiplantae; Streptophyta; Magnoliopsida; Rosales; Cannabaceae
Exons: 4
Coding region: 10-624 (204 amino acids)
Source: RefSeq, a predicted model, not a curated record